CAAUGCCUUGAUAAGUAUCCUGUUGAGGUGAUUUACCAAUUUUUUAAUCAAUCAUGGUGGUUCAUAGAUGUAUAUUAUAUGGGGCUUACAGGGAAAGUAGCAGAGUGGGCUAUAUGUAAACAGAAGUCACACAGAAGGGUUGGGCAGUGCACAAUAAUGUCUGUUGAUGCAAUGCUGACCUGA
Heterobasidion irregulare TC 32-1 is the source of this 183-nucleotide messenger RNA. RefSeq lists its product as uncharacterized. The transcript has a single exon. The annotation marks the transcript as partial. Lineage: Eukaryota; Fungi; Basidiomycota; Agaricomycetes; Russulales; Bondarzewiaceae. The record is from RefSeq and is a predicted model, not a curated record.